UUUUUUUUUUUUCAAAACUAUGCCUUCUCAACAAGAAAAUUUGGCAGAUGCGUUUGUAGCUGCUGGUAAAAGCUUGAUCCAACUUGGUGAACUCCUGACCGCGCAAAACAAGAAAAAAACCAUGGAUAUGGGACAAGAAAAAAAACGGGUGAAAAAAGAUGUGAAUGCACCUAAAAAGAAUACCUCUUCCUAUCUACACUUUAGCAAUGAAAACCGUCCAAGAUUAGUCAAGGAAAAUCCCGCGUUGCCACAAACUGAAAUUGCAAAACUAUUAGGUGAAGAAUGGCGAAAUUUGACUGAACAACAAAAGGAACCUUAUCGUGUCAUGGCUGAAAAGGAUAAAGCAAGAUUUGACAAGGAAAUGGAAACUUAUGUACCAAGCCAUGAUUUGGAUGAUUCAACUGUAACCAAAAAGUCAAAAAUCACACCUCCCAAAGAACCUAUCUCUCCUCCUGCGGUGGUACCUGCUGCUACUGAAGAAAGUAAAAAGAAGAAAAAGAAGAAUAAGAAGAGCAAAUCCAAGCAUUAAGUUUUCCCCCGUUUUCUUUUUUUUUUUUUUCUUCUUCUUUUUAUCAUUCUCUCUCUUUUUCUUUUAUUAUUCUUAUUCUUAUUCUUAUUCAAUUCCU
This is a messenger RNA of Halteromyces radiatus, 626 nucleotides long. RefSeq names its product high mobility group box domain-containing protein. The record is from RefSeq and is a predicted model, not a curated record. Gene Ontology annotation, cellular component: nucleus. NCBI's taxonomy places the organism in Eukaryota, Fungi, Mucoromycota, Mucoromycetes, Mucorales, Cunninghamellaceae. The transcript is spliced from 3 exons. Gene Ontology annotation, biological process: regulation of gene expression. The coding region runs from base 20 to 529 and encodes 169 amino acids.